Molecule: messenger RNA, 536 nt
Organism: Bombina bombina (fire-bellied toad)
Lineage: Eukaryota; Metazoa; Chordata; Amphibia; Anura; Bombinatoridae
Gene: MRPS26
Product: mitochondrial ribosomal protein S26
Exons: 3
Coding region: 126-428 (100 amino acids)
Cellular component (GO): mitochondrial small ribosomal subunit
Source: RefSeq, a predicted model, not a curated record
GAUCAAGUGGUUGUCCCUGCAGAGCACAAUUUAAAGAAGGAGUUCUUCGAGCCCAGUAUGAGGAACGAGUUGGAUCACUUGCAGAGCAGCGACACCGCCUUGAAAGUGAGGAACAUGAAGCUCUUAUGACCUGGAACAGAGAAGAGAAAAUGAGAGCAUUACGCCGGAGGGAGGAACGCCUUCGACUACAGGAGGAGGCAGUACGUGUGCAGAAGGAGCUGUGUGAACAGAAACGUCAGAUUGCAGAGCAGGAACAGAUACAGGAGAGACAACAGGAGAUUGAGCAGCUGCAGGAAAUGGCCAAAUCCUUCAUCACCCCUGAGAACCUUUCAGAACGAAUUGAGGCUGCGUUGGAUAACCCCAAAGACUACAACUUCUGUCUGGAUCGAGAAGGGCGAGUUCUGAGGCAGCAUGGUGGACAGACAUAGGCCUGCCUGAGAAACAUGUGAACUUGUGAGGCUUCAUAAAGAACCAAUGUAACCUACAAGAUAAUGAUGUGUGUUGUGAAUCUGUAAUAAAAAUAUGUAUAUAAUGCA